AUGACCUCAUUUUUUUAUUCUAAUCUUUCAAAAGAUUUUUCCUUAAUUUUAAAUGAAGCAGAUGAUUAUAAUGUUAUUAUUAAAGUUGGUGAAGAAGAAAAUAUAAAAGAAUUUCGUGCGCAUUCAGUAAUUUUACGUGCUCGUUCACCUUAUUUUAAAGGUGCCCUUUCAUCUAAUUGGAUUACAAAACAAAAUGAUAUGAUUUUAUUUAAUAAAACAAACAUUACACCAAAUGUUUUUGAAUUAAUUUUAAAGUAUAUUUAUAUUGGUGAACUUGAUUUAACUGAACAAUCUGGUGAGGAUAUACUUGAAUUGUUAAUUGCAUCGGAUGAAUUACUUAUUGAUGAAUUAUUUAAUUAUGCUCAAGAAUGUUUAAUUGAAAAAAAAAUUGAAUGGAUUUUAAAAAAUAUUUAUCUUGUUUUACAUAUUGCAUUUAAACUUGUUAAUUGUAAGAAAUUACAAGAUUAUUGCCUUGAAAUUAUUUGUAAAGAAACACAUUCAUUUAUUACUUCAAAUGAAUUUCUCUCUUUAGAUAAAGAUAUUCUUUAUAAAAUUCUUGAAAGGGAUGAAUUACAAAUUAAAGAAAUUAUCGUUUGGGAUUAUUUAAUUAAAUGGGGUAUUGAACAAACUCCUGGUUUAGGAAAUGAAAAUACUUUAAAUCAUUUAAUUAAAUGGGGUAUUGAACGAACUCCCGGUUUAGGAAAUGAGAAUUGUGAUAUAUCAUGGGAUCGCUUUAUUAAGUGGGGUAUUGAACGAACCCCUGUUUCAGGAAAUGAGAAAUGUGAUAGAGAAAAAUGGAAUAAUGAUGAUUAUGAAGCAUUAAAGGAAACAUUAAAACAAUUUAUUCCUCUAAUCCGAUUUGUAGAAAUCACUUUUGAUGAUUUUAAUGAUAAAAUCAAACCAUAUAAAGAUAUUAUUCCUAAUCAAAUUUAUGAAGAAAUUGAAGAAUUUUAUAAUAAAGGUAUAUUUCCAAAAAUAAAUACAUUACCACCUAGAAUAGGAAAAUUUGAUUCAAAGAUUAUCAAACCAAAACUUGCAAAAAUAAUUAUUAAAUGGAUUAAUAAAGAAGAUUUUUGGAUUUCACGUUAUAAAUUCAAUCUUAUUUAUCGUGGUAGUAUAGAUGGUAUUAGUAAUGAAAUAUUUAAAAAUAAAUGUAAAGGAAGAGUAGAAAGUUUAGUUUUAAUUAAAGUUAAACAAAAAAAUAAAAUUUUUGGAGGAUAUAGUAAUAUUGGAUUUAAUUCAAUUGAAGAUAAUAAUAAUAAUAUUAUUAUGUCAAGUUUUUAUGGUAAUGAAUUUUCAAAAUUUUAUUAUUCAUCAAAUAAUUUUAUUUUUUCAUUUGAAAAUGAUGAAAAUAAUAAUCAAAAUAUGAAAUUAAGUAGAGUAAUAAAUUAUGAUAAAGCUAUAUAUGAUUUUCAUGGAACAGGUUUUGAUUUUGGUUUUAAUUCAUUAUUUAUGUAUAAAGAUCAAUUAUACGCUAAUAAUGAUAAUAAUAAUUAUGAAAAUAAUUUAAAUACAAAAGAAGUUUAUGAUAUUGAAGAAAUUGAAACAUUUAUUGUAAAUUAA
Molecule: messenger RNA, 1563 nt
Organism: Rhizophagus irregularis DAOM 181602=DAOM 197198
Lineage: Eukaryota; Fungi; Glomeromycota; Glomeromycetes; Glomerales; Glomeraceae
Molecular function (GO): protein binding
Source: RefSeq, a predicted model, not a curated record